GUUGCUAUGAAGAGAGGAAACAAGACUUUGGGGACUUUGUAGAGGAAAGAUAGAACAAGAAGAGCUAAAGAGGUAUCCUGAGAUGAGGGUCUUGAUCACAUACCCGAUGUCUAGUAAACAACUCCAGGCUUCCACAGACCUAGUCACCAGACCGUUCAGGUGGCACGUGAUUGUGAUUCUGGGAUCAGUCAUUGCAGUUUGUAUCUUGUACAUCAGAGUUUCCUGGCCUGUGGAACAGAGCAUGGUCCCUCUGCCCCCACGGCCCUGCCCCACCUACAAGCCCUCUGGCUCUCUCCCCAAGGAGCUCUUGGACCUGACCCAUCUUCUGCACUGGCCUUCCACCCCAGGAGAUGCUGGGGACCUUUUGGCCUCCACCAGUCCCCAGACUUCCACCUACCACCUGAGGGAUCCUUCCCAGGCCAGCUACACCCUGGGAGGCUACCUAGAGGCCAUCCUUAUUGCCAGAGACCACCAGGGCAGGCCCAAGACCUGUGGUGGGGAUCUGUUUCGGGCACAGCUGCUGGGUCCCCACCUGAAGGCGGGAGUCCCUGGGGAUAUCCAGGAUCUGGAGAAUGGCACCUACCUGUUGUCCUUCCCGCUGCUCUGGGCUGGGCAGGCGCAGGUGCAAGUGCGGCUGAUCCACUCCAGCGAGGCAGUUGGGGUCCUGCGGGGAAUCUGGAGAGACCAAUGGGCCACGGUCGAUUUCACGGGCUAUUUCCGAGGACCCACAGGAUAUGAAGAAAUUGUGACUUGUAAUGUUAACCCCCUGCUAACUGGGGAGGAAGAGUCUACCUGUCACUACAGGGAUGAAGAUUCUGGUGAGCUCUGGUUCUGUGCUCGACCCCCAACCCUGCCCUGUGACACGCUGGUAGGGCAUUCAAGUGGACAUUACUGGAAUGUGACCACACCACACGAGGAGGCCCUGCUGGCAUGGAAUGUGACAGACAAGGCCCUCCCUCAGGGUAUUUCUCCAAUCUGGGUGGCGGAGGAGAGCAACAAGAGUCUGGUUCCGUCCCCUCAACAACCAUGCCGCCCCGGGAUCCCGGGCCCAAAGCCCUCCGGCUUUUACCAUCAAGGUGUGUGGCACUCACUGUCCUGCUCCAGCCGCUCCUUCUCCACUGUGGACAGCAUCCUGGGCUGCCUGGCCGGUCACGUCAUCCACAUGAUAGGGGACUCCACGCUUCGGCAGUGGUGGGAGCACCUGUGUGACACCGUGCCCUCCCUGAAGCCUAUGGAUCUCCACACCACGUAUCAGACGGGGCCCCUGAUGGCGGUGGAGACCGCGCAGGGCAUAGUGCUGCACUGGCGGGCCCACCGCUGGCCCCUGCGCUCCCUGCGCACACCCGUGGCCUCCCUGCACUCCGUGGUCCGGGAACUGGGGGGCCUGGCCGGGGGCCCCCACACAGUGGUGGUGCUGGGCCUAGGCGCCCACUUCACCACCUUUCCCCCAUCUGUCUUUGUGCAACGACUCACAGGGAUCAGGGCAGCCGUGGCUGCGCUGCUGGCCCGGGAGCCCCACACUCUUGUGGUCAUCAAGCUGGCCAACACCGGCUACAAGUCCGUGUAUGGCAGUGACUGGUUCACCCUCCAGGUGAACCGGCUUCUCCGAGCCGCCUUUGCUGACCUCCGUGUGGCCUUUGUGGACGCUUGGGAAAUGACCUCCAGUCUGGCCCUGCCCGACCAGAUCCACCCAGGGCGGCUUAUUGUCCACAAUGAGGUCAACUUCCUCCUGUCCUUCAUUUGCCCCACUUGAGCGCUUCUGCAGGCCGUGGGCUGUGUGGAUGGGGAAGCUGGUGUGAUGAUCAAACCUGGAAGCCCUUCUCCCCAGCUGUCUGUACCUCUUCUCUUACUUUUCUAAUGCACAGGCAAUAAAUCAGCCAGUGAGAUCUGGGAUGUGGCGGGGGAAGCAGUGGCAGAGGAGGGAAACCUGGCAGUAGUCCAGUUCCCACACGGAAAAGCAGAGCUGAAGGGAUGAGGCAGAGACAGAGCCAGAAACAUCUAUCACAUCUGUGCGUAUAAGGAUUGUCAUUUUUUGACUGGAGUCUCCGUAUAGAGUGCCAGCGAGCCUUGCAGAAGUGUAAGAGAGGGAUUCCAUUUCAGUUCAUCAGAGCCACUCAAGACUUUAGGGGAGUUGAUUUGUAAAAUAAAAUAUGUCUCCUCAUUGUAAAAGUAAUGCAAUGCUUUUUGUAGAAAAUUUGAAAA
Suricata suricatta (meerkat) is the source of this 2202-nucleotide messenger RNA. RefSeq names its product NXPE family member 3-like. Bases 83 to 1753 code for a protein of 556 amino acids. The record is from RefSeq and is a predicted model, not a curated record. The transcript is spliced from 6 exons. NCBI's taxonomy places the organism in Eukaryota, Metazoa, Chordata, Mammalia, Carnivora, Herpestidae.